Messenger RNA from Ictalurus punctatus (channel catfish), 2986 nucleotides. RefSeq names its product amyloid beta (A4) precursor protein-binding, family B, member 1 interacting protein (gene apbb1ip). Lineage: Eukaryota; Metazoa; Chordata; Actinopteri; Siluriformes; Ictaluridae. Bases 181 to 2199 code for a protein of 672 amino acids. The record is from RefSeq and is a predicted model, not a curated record. The transcript has 14 exons. Gene Ontology annotation, cellular component: plasma membrane; cytosol. Gene Ontology annotation, biological process: signal transduction.
GUAAACUGACAGUGAGUCAGCCCUGCAGCCGCCCUCAAGCUCCGCGCACCCGUCUGCCUGAGCGGGUGUUCACCACGAGGUGAGCGAAAACAGAAGAAAAGCAGAAAACAUUGUAUCUCCGAAGAAAUCAUUCAUCUAUGAGACUCUUGUUUAGUGACUGAGUCCAGGAUCACGUCAAAGAUGGACGACAUCGACGCCAUGUUCACGGACAUGCUGCAGGAGAUGGAUCUCCUCACGCAGAGUCUGGCGGCUGAAGUUCCAGAUUAUCAGCCCGCCUCCGAGUCCAGCCAGCAAAUCAACUUCUCCGUCGGCUUCACAGAUCUCAAUGCAUCUCUAAAUGAACUGGAGGAUAAUGAUCUGGAUGCUCUGAUGGCUGAUCUGGUGGCCGACCUGAACGCCACGGAGGAAAAGUUCGCUUCUGAGAGGGUGGUUGUAAAGGAUCCCGAGCCCCACCCAUCUCUACCUGUCCCAACAGCUCAUUUUACCAACGCAGCCCCCCCACCCUCCCAGUCUAAAGCUGAACUGACCCGUUUGCCCAGUAACACCUCUGGUUUGACGUCUAGCACCAGCAACACUUCAUUACCACCUCCUCCUCCUUCGAACUCUAACCUUUCUAGGGAGGAAAUAGAAGAACAGAUGAAAGCAGACAAAAUUAAACUCGCCCUGGAAAAGCUGAAAGAAGCCAAAGUGAAGAAGCUGAUAGUGAAGGUGCAGAUGACGGACGGCAGCACCAAGACUCUGAUGGUAGACGAGAGACAGACGGUAAGGGACGUGUUGGACAACCUGUUCGAGAAGACACACUGCGACGGCAACGUGGACUGGUGCGUGAGUGAGACCAACCCGGAGCUGCAGACAGAGCGUGGGUUUGAAGACCACGAGAACCUGGUGGAACCUCUCUCGGCGUGGACGCGAGACAGCGAGAACAAAGUGGUUUUCCAAGAGAGGAAGGACAAGUAUGAAGUUUUCAAAAACCCACAGAACUUCUAUUUGUGGAAGAAGGAUAAGAAGUCACUUAAAGACAUGAAAGAUAAAGAUAAAGAGCUCCUUCUGGAGGAGAACUUCUGCGGGCCGUCGGUGAUCGUGCCUGACCUGGAGGGAAUGCUGCAUCUGAAGGAGGAAGGCAAGAAAUCCUGGAAACCUCGCUACUUCCUGCUGCGUGCUUCUGGAUUGUAUUACUUACCCAAGGGGAAGAAUAAGGCGUCGAAGGACAUGGUGUGUCUUCUACAAUUUGACAAUGUAAAUGUGUACUACUGCAACGAGUACAAAACCAGAUACAAAGCCCCCACUGACCACUGCUUCAUCCUCAAGCAUCCUCAGAUCCAAAAGGAGUCUCAGUACAUCAAGUACCUGUGCUGUGACGAUGAAUGGACCAUGAACCUGUGGGUUACGGGGAUCCGUAUCGCUAAGUACGGUAAAUCGCUGUAUGAGAACUAUAAGACAGCCAUAAGAAGAGGUUCAUCGCUGUCAUCAGUUUGGACGAACCGGAACCUCCAGCCGAGUCCAUCAACCUCCAACGCGUCUACACCGUCUCCAACACCGAAAGCCAAAGCAGCCAACGGCCAUGCUCCUCAGCCUCGCUCGGACCCGGCGCUCAAGGCCCCAGCUUUCAUUCCACCACCUCCAGUCGACGUCCUGCCCCCUCCACCGCCGGACCCCGCCCUGGCUCCUCCUCCUCCUCCUUCACCCUCCAUGCCUGUAAAGAAGCAGCUCCCAGCCGUCCCCCCUCAGCGAGCCGUGCCACGUUUCCAUCCUCCGCCCUCAGACUUUCCGCUUCCUCCACCUCCGUCUGAUGACAUGGAGCUUCCUCCCGACUUCCUCCCUCCACCUCCUCCCAUGAUGCCAGGAGAGCUUCCUCCACCUCCUCCAGAUCCGUUCCUCCCACCACCUCCUCCUCAUUCAGCUAUAGGCGGAGAUUAUCUUCCUCCACCUCCUCCUCCUCCUCAAGCUAUAGCUGAAGAUCAUCUUCCGCCGCCACCACCUCCUCCGCCAUCCGCAGGCGGAGGUCCUCCACCUCCUCCUCCUCCUCCUCCUCCUCCACCGCCAUCUUCCGGAGGAGGAUUCAAUCCCUCCGCAUCCACUAUGAGGAAAGUCGCACCUCCUCCUCCAAAGAGGACUACACCGGCAUUAGCUGCGCCCUCUGGUGGUGACCUCAUGUCAGAACUCAUGCUGAAAAUGCAGAAAAAACGUGGAGGGCAGUGAACUUUCAGCAAAUUCACCCGUUUUUCUAAGAAUUGACUUCUGAUAUUAUACACGUGCUGUAAAUAUGUGGAUUUGUCUGGGUGAAUAUUUUGAGGACUAAAUGAUCAGUGCUACACUGUAUUUUUUAUUUUUAUUUUUUUUAGGUGGAAUGGCAGUUGGAACUGGGAAACAGGAAUGAAAUAUUCAACAGAUUCAAUAUAAAAUCAUGUACUCAAAAGUAAAUUUUUUAAUAAAAUUAAAUACCAAAAAAAAAAAAAAAAGGAUUCUAAUUAUACACCACUUCUAUACAAAUUAUACAAAACAGUUAUAUGGGUUAUAUUCACACUGUUCAUUAAAUCAUAUCAUUUGGCCUUUUUUUUUGUAUGUCAUAAACACCAAAAAUUACAGAAGGACCAGCAUCAUCUUAUUUUACACACUAUUAUCUAGUGAAUAUUUAGAGAAACCAUACAGUCAUCUAGCGUACAGUCUAGAAGCUUGAUUUUAGAUGGACCUUUUGUUUGAUAAACCAGGGUUGCCAGGUUUCUGCAAAAUAAUUUUAUUUAUUUAUUUAUUUAUUUUUACACCCUUUGCACAGAGAAACAAAUAAUACACAUGUAUUUUGGAUGUUACAGACAUUAUCCACACGCUAUCAAUUCCGCUUUCAUUCUCUUCAUCUUUGCAACAUAUCUAAGGAUAGAAAUGGUUCUGUACAUCAUGGAUACACAGUCCGCACUCACACUGUGCCUUUCUUUGUGGAAAUGUAUUAGAUUUAGUUCAGAAUAUUUGCUUUAAAACAAGAUCUUGGUGG